GUACUCAUUCUUGACAGUGUUGAAAAACAGGCAUGCUUGACUACAAUUGUCACGUUGAAAGCAAAUAGAAGUUGGGGAAUUGAUUGGAGCAUAUGGAACGUUAUUGUCCUUAACGUGUCGCCUACCUGAAUGCAAUUCGAUAGAAUAUUUUUCCGCAAAUAUUAAUACCGUCCUUGACCAACUAAGCGAACAAAUUCAAAAAUGAGUGACGUUUUUACAAGCAAACCAUUCUCUGAAACAGUACCCGAUGAAGCAGCAACAACAAACUACGCUUCUGUUGCGACUACUUUUCGUAGGGCUUCUGUCUCGCCGUAUCUCAAUUAUGAUUCACGGUACUUGCAGACACAGCCGGAGUUCAUUUUUCCCGAGGGUGCCAAUAAACAGCGUGGACGCUUUGAGCUGGCUUUCUCGCAAAUAGGAACUUCGGUGAUGGUUGGUGGCGGUAUCGGAGGUAUGGCGGGCAUUUAUAAUGGUUUCAAAGUCACCACAGUGCUGGAACAAAAGGGAAAAUUGCGACGAACACAGUUAAUCAAUCAUAUUAUGAAGCAAGGUUCGGGGACGGCGAACACUCUGGGUACGCUAGCAGUUCUGUAUUCGGCGUGUGGUGUACUUCUACAGUUUGUCCGAGGGCAGGAUGACCAUAUUAACACUUUGAUUGCGGGGUCUGCCACUGGAUUGUUAUACAAGUCCACAGCUGGCAUGCGAAGGUGCGCAUAUGGUGGCGCUGUCGGGUUGGGCAUAUCGUCACUCUAUUGCCUAUAUCUGCUGGCGCAAGAAAAUAGCACGAGCUCAAGAGUCAAAUUUCUGUAAAUGUCUGAAAGCUAUAGUUGUGUAAUUGCGUAUAGAUUGUAAAGACAUUUUGGCGUUAUAACGUUGAACUUCGUUUUAUAUACAUUUAUUUAUUUAGUUAUUCGUAAAAUUUAUUCCAUUGAAGAUAAAGCCACACAUUGCCUUACACAA
Drosophila eugracilis is the source of this 960-nucleotide messenger RNA. RefSeq names its product mitochondrial import inner membrane translocase subunit Tim23 (gene Tim23). NCBI's taxonomy places the organism in Eukaryota, Metazoa, Arthropoda, Insecta, Diptera, Drosophilidae. The transcript has 4 exons. Gene Ontology annotation, cellular component: mitochondrial inner membrane; TIM23 mitochondrial import inner membrane translocase complex. Gene Ontology annotation, molecular function: transmembrane protein transporter activity. Gene Ontology annotation, biological process: protein import into mitochondrial matrix. Bases 202 to 810 code for a protein of 202 amino acids. The record is from RefSeq and is a predicted model, not a curated record.